ACCCACCAGAUGGCAGUCCUUCUCAACCCAGAGAGAGAGAGAGGGAGAUGUCAUGUGCUUUCUUUACUUAUGUCAUACAAAACCAUCCGAGUGCAGUGUGCUACCAUAUAAAUAGCUUUUGGUACGUGUUCCCCUGGCCUCUUCCUUGAUAGACUAACAACAAACGAAUUGUUAGUAAAUUCUGUACUUCAAGCAGUCAAAUUUGUGGGUGAUGUAUAUUGGCUGUGAAUAUUUGUGUGAAUGUUUUAGAUAAUAAUGGAAUUCAGCAAUAAAUGACUAAGAAAUGUGCUACUGUAGGCUGAAGGAACAAAAUACGCUCUCCACGCCUGUCAAAGUUUUGCCAAAGUGGUCAAUGAAACCGCAUGUUUGAUGAUCAAAUUUGGCUUCACAGUUUAGCAGGCGCUAUCUGUGUAAAGGCUAUAUUUGAGUGAAAUCUGUAAUUUACUCAGUAGCACUGUCUAAUUACUGCCGGCCUGGAUUUGGCCUAGGCUAAAUUAUAUUUGCGCUGUUUAUCCUGCGGUGUUGAGCAGGAUAAAACCACGGUAUUUGUAAAUGAUCCUGUCCCAAAAGCAUUUAAAUGAUUCACAAUACAGUCCUAUUUUGACAUUCUGUAAUUCCGGGUUCGGCAAUUACAAUUGCCUAGCUCUUGCCAUUGUAGCUCUGUCUAACCAUAGGGUAGCCUUCCAUUGGACUAGCAGUGAAGUUGGUUUCAUAUCUGUGUAACCCGCAGAUCACGACCCUUAGAUAAAAGCUACUAGAGCAAGCUGUCAGUGGCAAUUGUUUACGUAAUCUGCUUUACCAUUCUGGGAGAGCUUCGUGAUUUCCACUGAAAAUAAUGAUGUGCAUAAGUGGACGGAUUGAGAGUUGAUAGCGCCGUUAGUUUGCAGCAGAGCGCCCCGCCCUGGUUUUGGAGACAAACACAACUUUUCGCUCGGCCAGCGGCUGUCACCGCAUAGGACCGCAUUACUAAAUGGUGCGUCUGUGAAGAAGCAUGUUCGUUCGACCUACGCUUCUUUUUACAUCGUCGUAAGUGAUGUCAACAUAUUCAUCAUAUAGCCUGGAUAGUGCAUACAUGAAACGAAAAUGUUAUGCAUGUGACGCUGCGUAAGUGUAGCCUGCUCUUCAGUUCGGCAGAUAUCUUGCACCGCGGGCCACAAUUGUUACAGUGGGCGGGCCGUCAUCACAAUGAGUUAUCAAAAUCUGUGAAGAUGAUGAUGGACUGACGAGCCAGGAGUAAACAGUUUGGAGGACUGAAGUUACAAUUCGCGUAAGGACGUUGUUUUUGUUGACUAGUGGCAUUGAGGGUUGCUUCAAAGACAAAUGAAUGCUUGCUCAGCGUAGCAUUUUAAUAUCCAAUGACGGAUAUUACUCCGGAUUUUAUCGUAUGCGUUUGGGGAUUAUGCAGAGAUUUUGAGCUUCCCUGCACGAGCAAACACAGUGAGCUGGGCCGGACAAACGCAAGGGCGAGUGCACGGACGCCAGAAGAGUAGUAACCGAAUGCGCAAUUGUCAAGACCGUUAGACAAUUCCUGGAAAAAACAGCAGAGCGAGAGGAAGGUUCCUCUCCGUUGUGCUCUCCCACUGCAAGCAUCCAGUUUAUGUCAUAGCAAACAUUUCAGGAUGCCUCUGAUAAGCCUGGACGACGACGAUCAGAGAUGGGUUCCCACGCAUGUAAAUGUGACCGUCCUUCGGGCAAGGGGAUUGAGAACGAAGGGCAAACACGGCAGCCGCUAUGUUUACACCAUCAUUCAGCUGGGGAAAGAGAAAUACACCACUGGUCUGGUGGAGAAGGGAGCGGAACCGGAGUGGAUUGAAGAAUGUGCUUUCGAACUAAUGCCCGGGUUGUUGGAGUUGGAAGGAACGGGUGCCUAUCCCCCGGGAAGCAGCAACUUGGUCCUCACAGUGAUGCAUCGAGUGCUAAUUGGACUUGACGUGUUUCUUGGUCAAACUAUUGUCCCCCUGGACGAGGUCUUUCAAGAUGGAAUGUGCCCGAGAAAUGAAUGGCUGAAGCUCCACUCAAAGGCAGGCAGGCCAGAGAAAGAGCGAGGGGACUUAAAUGUGACGGUCCAGUUCACCCGCAACAACCUAACAGCCAGCAUGUAUGACCUGUCCGUCAAAGACAAGCCCCGCUCCGCCUUCGGCAAGCUCAAGGACCGUGUCACAGGCCGGAAGAGGGAGGUGGAGUCCUCCUCGGCCAUCGUCCCCGGCCGCUUUGCCGCCCUCUCGGGGUCCGCGGGCCAUCCGUUCAGCGAGGGGGCGCAGAGAGAGGAGGAGCAAACGGAGGAACCCGUCGUGGAGGAGAGGGAACGCAGAGGCAGCAAGGUCAAGGACUUCUUCGGGAAGCUGCGGAAGUCCUCGGACACGAGGUCCUGCUCAUCCUUGGCCUCGGACAGCAGCAUGGCGUCCUCGGCAGGAGAGCCCUUCUGCCCUCCAGUGGAGCUCUCCAGCACCCCCAUCUACAGCAGCAGGGUGGUGGCCGAGAGCUUCCGCGGAGAGACGGAGGCAGGAGGAAAAGCCUUCACACAACAGGACCCUAAGGUGAUGACACACAAGCGUGCCUACAGCGACGAGGCCAGCAAGGUCACCACCACCUCCUCCUCCUCUGUCCCCCGGUCCUGCCCCGCGGUGGAGACCCUGAAAGGCCAGAGCAUGGUGCUGUCCAAGUCCUCUCUGUGCAUCAACGGCAGCCACGUGUACUCCCCUGAGACCGCUGGCCCCGCAGGACCCAAGGCUAACCCGGGCACGCUGCCUGCUCGACGGGCACUGCUGGAGAAGUGCUCUCCGCUCUCGCGCUCCCUCCAGAACCUCACGCGCCGCGGCGACGACCCUCAGAAGGCCGCCCUUGCCGGAGGGGACGGUCGGCGCUGGUCCUUCGACAAAACCAAGAAGGAGGACGGCGGCGCUGAUCAGGCAGCUGCCGGUGCCUCAGCCCAGGGCGCAGCGUCCGCGGACGAAUGCUCCGUGCAGGCUGCAACAGCCCCGGCGGAAACGGCCGAUAAGGGGAAGAGGCUGAGGAGGACUCUGUUCUCGAGCGCGAGGAGCGACUCGCUGCCGGCCAAGUCGGAACACGGCCCGGCCAGCGCUCCUCACGAGGGUCGGCUCAAGGGCUGGUUUGGCUCCGGCGACUCCCAGAACAAGCCAAGCCUGGAAGUCUCUCCUAAGGUAGAGAACAGCCCAGACACCCCCUUACCCCUCCAUCACCGCCUCCACAACCAGCCACAGCACCCCGCUCCUAGCCAUCCCGCGCACGUUCCCUCAUCCCCCGCCAACGGCUGUCACGCUAACCCCUUCACCCCAUCCCCGCCUCCCACCUCCAUUCCCAUAUCCCCCUCCAACCCCUUCCUCACGCGCCUGCAGAGCAACCCAUUUUUCGAGGAGCUCUUAGCCGAAGAGGCUCUGAAGUCUCCCCCGGCUGCCGGCUACCCCGGCUCGCCUCUCUCCCAGUACGCGGCCCACCUCGCAAACCCGAGCCUCCCCAGCCCUGCCCAUCGCGGUGGCAUGCGGAAGGACAGGGCCGGCAUUAAGAGGGAGCGCCCCAGGAGCGUGGCUAGGCAGAGGUCCCUCCCGGUGCUGUUGCCUGGAAGUUCAGGGUCGCCAGCGAGCAGCCUUCCCAACUCGUCCACCAACCGCUCGCUUUCAGAGAACAUUACGGAGUGGGACGAAUCGUUCGAGGCCUUCGCCGCAAGCAGGCUGAAAUCGCCAAACGACACGCCUUCUGCACCAAACUCAACAACAACCCCGGACAAUUACCACGCUGUCCCAGACAUUAGUGGAGGUGGUCGAAAAGGAUUCCCGCAGCCAACAGAAGUUCCUCCCCUGCCCCCUCGCAGACCUGCUGGAGCACCCUCCAAAGACAGAAGCUCGCAGAGUUGGUUGGGAAGCGCCGAAGAGCUCGCUGUGCAGAGGGAGGCCUGUUUCCUGACCCAGUCAGACCUGGCCUCUCGUCAGCAUGUGAGAGAGCGAAAACACAGGAGAAACACCAAAAGUUGGACCCUUGGCGAAGAGCCCCCUGCAGAAAGUACACUCUGGGAUUUGCACAGCGAUCCCGAACACCAUUACGUGAAUAUGUGUUUCACGUCAGCGAUAUCAGAGGUCGCAGAGUCCAGUGAUGUAAACAACAGAACACAAACGAGUGGAGAACAUGGCUGGAAGGCGGGUUCAUCGGAGAGAGACAGUCCUGAUGCGCAAGAAAGACGCAAUAUGGAAAGAAAGAACAACGCACUUAAUUCUUCUCAUUUUGACAUGAACAAAGACGUUGUCCUGAGCAUGGCACUGGGCUUUGCGACAGAAAAUAUAUUAGACAGGAGCCCACUUUCUGAUGAUAAGCCUGUGACCUCUCCACUCCUCGUCAACAUUGUCACAAGUGAUAGUGAAAAACCACACAAGGCUCACAAGGACCUUACUCAUACUGAAUUGGAGCCUUUAGACAGGAGCCUUUGUGAACUUAGCCUGAGGCCAGACUGUCCAUCCGACCAUUCAGACAAGACCAAGGUGACCAAUGGGAUUAGCUCUUUUGUGGUUACCACCCCAGAGUCAGUUAAAAACAUAGACAGUUGUGACUUCGCAUUUGUAGACUCUGACAGUUCCCCGUCCGACAUGACUAUUAACACUUUUGAGAUUUACGACCAGAAUGCUAACAAGAUGUUGACGGCUUUUCAGAUGGUCUCUACCGUCGAUUCCUCAGGGAAGCCCGUGUCCACGCCGGUGACUGCAGCAGUGAAGUCAGACCUCAAGGCAUCUGAGUUGGAGAUGCUCUCCAGCACAACCCCUUCUUUCUCAGUGUGUGAAACAAAGCAAGUGUCUGAACCCAGUGUCCUCAAAGCUGACUCAUUGCAUAAUGAGCAAGGGGAUUGCUCACCUCAUUAUAAAUCCUCUCGUGGUGGGAAAGGAGGUUGCCAAGCCCAUGGGAAUACUUCAUUUGAAGAGGAAAUUAGACUCGACUUUGGAGACGAGAGACACACAUCUUUUAACUGUGAGCUACCAAAUCACCCUUUAAAUCCUAGAAACCAGGCUGGAAAUGUCAUCGGUGCAGAGAUAAGAGGAACAGAGUUGACAUCCUCCACAACGAAUUGUAUUAACAGUUGUACUCCACUGGGUUUGAUACAUAGGGACAAUGAUUCAUUCACAGAUGCGCUAUGCAACAAAGAUGGCUGUGUGUCUAGUGAACUCUCUCUUCGAGCACUGCCACUGACACAGGCCUGUCAAAGACCAAGUCAAUCCUCAGACCAACAAAGCACACUAUUUGACCAGUCAGUGGUAGAUAACACCAGGUCAGAUGCAGACCCCACAGGUGAAGUGGGUGAUACCCUCGGUGGAGGCAGCCAAACUGAUGAAGAACCACAGCCUGGAGAAUCAGAGAAUAGUGAGGGUAGUCCUGCUCUCCAGUCAGACCAGGAGAUGAGUUUUGCUGACUUGCAUGCCAGGGUGGCCCCGAGAUCCUCAAACUCCAUCCGGCCCACAGGGUCCCUCCUGCAUGAGUCGCCUUCUUCUUCGUCCUCUCCCACACAAGUCACUGACACUAGCGCCAAACCUGACCCCAGCUCACCCCCCGACCCCAACACCUCCCCUCAAAAUGCCAUACCCAAAGCAGGAGGCACACACAAUCUGGUCUCCACCACCUCCUCCUCCUCCUGCUCCUGCUCCUCCUCCUCCACCUUCACAUCCGCUGCCAUUUCUUCCUGUUCCUCCUGCCCUGUCCAAUCCAUGGUUGACGCACGGCACACUGUCACACCUGGGGAGACACAGCCAGCUAGCGGUUUCCUGCCCCAUCAGGAGAGCAGCCCCCACCUGGUCAAGCCCCUGAACACAUCAGCUCCACCCGGGGAGAGGAAGUCAGAGGGACGCUCUGUGCUGGAGAAGCUCAAGUCCACCAUCCACCCGGGCCGCUCCACCCAGCCCAGUGCAGCAGAGGUCGCUGAGAGAGAGGCCCGGAUGACGGAGGCACGAGCCCAGUACCAGAACAUGACCAACAUGGAGCUGAUCUCGCUGCUGCUGCAGCAGGAGGUGGAGGUGGAGCGGCAGCGGGCGGAGGCAGAGCUGCAGGGCGCCCUGCUGGAGAAGCGCGACACGGAGCUCAAGAAGAUGAAGGUGCAGGUGCGCGACCUGGAGGACUACAUUGACAAGCUGCUGGUGCGCAUCAUGGAGCAGACGCCCACACUGCUGCAGAAAACAACAGUAAAGCCAAAUUCUUAGAAAACGUCAAUGGCACCAGAAUAAACCCCCUCUGAAAACACUAAUCUGAUGUACUAGCCCUCUCCAUAUCAAAUUAGGGGUAAUAAACAUGCCCUGUUGUCGGGCCUGACAACAUAAACAGCCUGAACAACAACAGGUGACCCUUUCUUACAAAUUUAGUCUGAAUCGAAUUCUGCUGGAGUAGCUUCGAAAUAGAACUUCCCAUUGUAUUCUGUGUUAAAAGACUCAGGUUGGAAAUGAUGGUGUUCUUGGAACUGAAAAGGAAAGACUUUGCCGGUGUGUUUCAUAACUGGUUUGUAUUAUAGUUAGUCUUCAGCUUUGAACUCAUGGAAUAUAGUCUUUUAGUGUACCAAAGUGUUAGUAGUCUGUGCAGCUAGGAGCAUUCCUUAACAGAAGAGCAUUUAAUGAACAUCAUGAGUAUCUACAGUUUUGGCAAUCGAUUGUCUUCCCAUGACAACCCAGAAAUACCCAGUGCACGCUCAUUGCUUUAAAACAUGUGCAAAAAAAUAGGGGAAUGCCUUGAAAACCAUAUAUGCAUAUACUGUAAACCAUAUAUUGCAACAUACUUGGCUGUAUUUGUUGUUCUCACAGCUUUUGUUGUUGCUUCAGAAAUAACCCUUUCUAUGCAUUUCCUAUAGUAACACUUGGAAAUACUAUGGAUUCUGUAAUAUAUGCAUAAUAAAAAACAGAGAUAAAUGCACUUAUGUCCUCCACAAGCUUCACAUGCAAUAAGAGAAGACGCUGCUAGUGGUAAUGUAUGUCACCUUAAUGUACAGCAUCUGUAUCUUUCAGUAUAUGCCCCAAUGUAAUACAGCUACAUGCGUCAUAGUGUUACAUACAUGUGUUACUCAUGCCUUCAUAAUGGCAUCAAUAAUGUCAUUUUGGUUGGAUAAAAGUCUGGACAUUUUGCUGACAGAUUAAUUUAAGUGGUGUUUUUUCUCAGAUUGGGUUGGAUGCUAAUGUUGCUGUAACAACCACUACUUUCUAGUUACACAUUUCAGAUAAAGGAAUGUAAUACAAAACACAAAUACUGAUCAUUUUACUUGUCAGGGGAAUCUUCUUUUCACAGUUUAAAUGUCAAAAAAUGUUUGAACAAGCACGAAUGUUUGAGCAGUUUAUGGUGUUGAAGGAAGUUGUACUAAUGUUACGUUUUCACAGCACUUAAAAUGUCUGUCCAACAUCUAUAAUGUGAUGGCAACUUCAGUGCCCAUCAGUAGCCUGUUUGUCUUAUUCAAAAUAAGAGCAAACUUUACACAGCACUGUGAUCUCCCUGUCAACUUGCUACUUGAGCAGAUUACCCAUUUUGUUACAUGGCUUUGUAGAUUAAGGAAGUAAUUAAUUUGUGUAUUUUUUAUUGUUACUUUAUUUAUUUGUUUAUGCUGUGUUACAAAGGAAAUUUAAAAAUAAAGGCAUAUUGUUUGAGUUUCGGGGACUUGAAUUUGUCUGUUAAAUGAUUUCAAAUGGAGCUAUUGUUUCUCAUUUGUCAUGAUGUGUUUUAAAGUUGUCCACAAGAUGGCAGUAUACACCAUACAUGUCUCAUGCUCAGGAACUAUUCCGUUGGUGCAAAUUGUAAUCUGGAGGACACUGAUUUUACCUGUUUAAUUCUGUUUAGUUGUAAGGGCGUAGACAGACUGUAGACCUUGUGCUCAAAAUACGAUUCCCCUGGAUUCGGUGAGAGAAUUGUUCCAGAAAUGCUGACCUCAUCAUUAUAAAGAUUAUUUUGAGUAGGCCUAAAUACAUUUUCAGACCAUUGUAAUACUGUUGCAAUUGCAUAUUGAGGCUUUUUGUGUACAUCAGCUAUUUCAUCUACACUGAAAAAUAAGUAUGCUACCUGAGAGGUAGGUUUUUAAAAAUUUAGAAAGACCUGGAAAGUAACAUUAGCCUACAGUUACCAUUAUGAGACAGUAACUGAAUUACAAUCUGUAAAUUUGGUUUAAAGGUAUAUUUUAAAUAUUGCCAGCCAUGCUAAACAAUAUGCCAUACUGAACAACUCUUUAUUUGUGUUGACAGCUGAAACACAUUAGCCUACAUAGUUUUUUUUACAGAGUUGAAACUGGUAUUAGGUAGGCUAAAUGACUAGCUGACUAUUCUGACCCAUCUCCCGUUUUGUCAUUUCUCCCGGUAAUGUCCCGUAUUUUACAAGGUCCAAACGUAUUUUAUUAAUAAUCAAAUCAAAAUGUUUGUCCAAUGUUCUAAAGUUGCCCGAUCAUGUAUGAAACGCAAUCAUUUCUCACACAAUA
Clupea harengus (Atlantic herring) is the source of this 8431-nucleotide messenger RNA. RefSeq names its product RAB11 family interacting protein 5b (class I) (gene rab11fip5b). The record is from RefSeq and is a predicted model, not a curated record. Gene Ontology annotation, cellular component: recycling endosome; early endosome; phagocytic vesicle. NCBI's taxonomy places the organism in Eukaryota, Metazoa, Chordata, Actinopteri, Clupeiformes, Clupeidae. Gene Ontology annotation, molecular function: small GTPase binding. Gene Ontology annotation, biological process: regulated exocytosis.